Molecule: messenger RNA, 9978 nt
Organism: Diachasma alloeum
Lineage: Eukaryota; Metazoa; Arthropoda; Insecta; Hymenoptera; Braconidae
Gene: Nipped-B
Product: nipped-B-like protein B
Exons: 3
Coding region: 497-7429 (2310 amino acids)
Biological process (GO): establishment of protein localization to chromatin; replication-born double-strand break repair via sister chromatid exchange; regulation of gene expression
Cellular component (GO): Scc2-Scc4 cohesin loading complex
Molecular function (GO): chromatin binding
Source: RefSeq, a predicted model, not a curated record
AGCAAAAUGGACGCCUUUGUGUCUGUUUUCUUCAUAUUCACAUAAUAAAUACAAUUAAAAAAAUAACGUUCAUCUUGGUAAACAAAUGUGUGAAUGUACAAUUAAUUGAAUUUAUGAUAUAAUAAAUAUUUGAGUGGCAAGGUACAUCAUGGAUCGGUUAUUGCUGGACCCAAGGGCAUCGUCAAAAUUUGGCUGAGAAUGGUACGAGCUGCACCAUGGGAACUUGAGAAAGAGACUCGUUAAGUUCCUUUGAUAAUUGACGUAAUAGAUAAACAAAACUUGCGAGUGAUAGUGCGGAUAAACACUGAAGUGUGGGAAAAGAGUAAAUUUAACAUCAUUGUGGUUAAAUAUAUCCGACAAACGUAUGGAAAGUCAACGGGUUGUGAAAAUGUUAAUCUAUCGUUGGUUAAUAUGUGAAUGCAGGAUUUCGGAUGGAACUGCACUGACAAAGGACCACUGCGUGCUGUGAAAGCUCCACUAUCAAGAUAGAGGUGGAAUGCCAGAGCUAAUAAAACCCAAAAUGAAUGGGGUUAUACCGAGUGUUCCAAUCACUACCCUCGCUGGUAUAGCGAGUCUAACAGACUUGUUGCCGGAAAUGCCCCUACCAACACCCCUGCCCCAAACACUAACAAACAAGUCACUGCUAUUUCACCCACGUGUCGCCGAAGAGGCCCACCUCCUGCUGAGCAAUCGCGACGAGACGCUGGUGCCUCAGCUGAUAUCAUCACUAUCCCAAACCUCAUCAGACAACAUCGAAUUGAAGGAUCAUCACCCAAAGAAUGAUCAGACAACGCAUGAGACUGAACAGAAUGCCCCAGAGCUGCUGAAGGCAAUCCUGCAGAUAAAUCCCCAUGUAUUUAAAGGCCCCCAGUACAAUUCACCCCGCAAUUGGUCCCAGGGUGGAUCCCUGAUGCACUCGAGCCAGUCACCCGCCAACUAUGGAAGAUUCUCACCGUCAUAUUCAAAUUCAUCAGGCUCACGACAAACACCACAGGGUAGUCCAGCUCAUCCAGCAGCAGCGCGCACUGCCUUACCACCACCUGGGACAUCCCACGCCCAGCAUCCACGAAUGCCACUGACACCGCAGAAUCACGCUGAUGUAUCCCAAAUGUCACCGUUUGCUGUGCCUUCGCCAUCACCACGUGCCACUGUCAUCACUGAACAGUCGAGAACAACUCCCCAACACAUGCAGGAGGAAGCCAACUGCAUUAAUCAAUUAAAUAUGAAUCAACAUCACCAGAACAUCUAUUCACCGGCGCAUAUGGGCUCGCAAAGUCCUAUGAUGCAAGUUGGGAAUAUGCAGCAAGGCCAACAGCAUGCCCAGCCCCAUCAGCCUCAUCAGCCCCAUCAGCCCCAUCAGCCUCAUCAUCAUCAUCAGCAGCAUCAGCAGCACCAGCACCACCUUCAACAACAACAGCAGCAGCAGCCCCACCAUCAGCACCACCACCACCAUCACCACCACCAGCCGCAUCAACAACAUCAACAGCAUCAUCAUCAUAACAUGGCCAAUAUCACUCCCCAACAUACGAUGCACAUGACGUCUCCAAUGCACACAGCCUCACCGAUCCACAUAGCAUCUCCCAUGCAUACGACAUCACCAAUGCAUACUGUCUCUCCAAUGCACACAGUAUCUCCGAUGCACACAGCGUCCUCGAUGCAAACAGCAUCUCCCAUGCAGACAGCAUCUCCCAUGCAAACGGCAUCUCCCAUGCAGACGACAUCUCCCAUGCAGACAGCAUCUCCCAUGCAGACGGCAUCUCCAAUGCAGACAGCAUCUCCCAUGCAGACGACCUCUCCAAUGCAUCCGGCAAUUGGCCAAAUGAAUGUCAACUUGAACUUGCAGCCGACAAUGUUCGAUCCAAUAAUUAAUCAACAGCUGCAUCACCCCCUGGAGACAAAUCAAACGCUGGAUCUGGGCCACAGUGUCCCAGACAACUCACAAUUCCUUCUGGAUCACGUGUCUGCUCUCCCUGACAUCGACAUACCCAUUGAUGCCAUCGAUCCUAAACCCCUGCAUCAUCAGUCGAUCGAUAAUAAUCCACCAUCCUACCCCAGUCUCACCCCCGAGAGUGUUGCAAACACUCUCAACGCUGCUCUUGACAUUGAAAUACAACCGGAGCCACAGAUACCCCUAGCAGUAGACCCUCAGAAUCAUGAGGUACCUGACAACACAGCGAAAGACGUCAGACUGUCUGGACAAUACCCUGACAUGAAAUUCAAGGAGCCAGUCGUCAUGCUGAGCAGGUUACCACUCUCUGAUCAAGCCUUAAUGUCUCAAAAUAUGACCUCGUACACUGAUAAAUCACUUGAUCGUGCCUGUAAAAAUCAAACCGCCAAUCAAACAUUGAAAUCAGAGUCUGAAAGUGAGGAGGAUGAUAACAAAUCGUUCAAGGUGCGUGGGAAGAAGAAGAAGGACGAAAGAAUGCGAAAAAGAAGAAAACUUCUGGACGACGACGAGGAUGAGGAGGAAGAGGUGAAGGAAGGCUCAUUAUCUCCAAAGAAACCAAAAAUACGAAAGAUCGAGAAGAAACUCGUACCAGUGCUUGCUAAAUUGAGUGUCGAUGAAUUGAUGGAGACCAACACCUACCAGAGAUUUAAUUCAACAAUUGAUAUUAUCUUUGAGAAUGCUGAGGAUUCGACGUUGAUUGACGUGGAUGACGACGGUGAUGUCCCCCAGGAAAUGCUGAUCUCCAAGUAUCAUCUGCAAGAGCUCUCGAGAGAGGCAGCGAAAUUGAAAUCGCUGAGGGCAAUGGAGUCGAUACCAUCGGACAGACUCGUGAGAUUACUGAACAUUCUUGAGAAGAACAUACGAGACGGUGCUAGGGUAUCGCCUCUCGCUGAUCCAGACGACGACGUUGAGGAGAGCAAACUGUGGAUGCAGUUGGCCAUGGAAAGGGUUCAACGGGCUGUCGACGCCUCCCUGAUAGCCCUCAACAUAAUGACAUCCCAAAACAUGAAGAAAACAAUUUAUCUGGAGGAUGUGAUCGAUCGAAUAGUUUUGUUUAUGAAGUUUCAGCUUCAAAACACAAUUUAUCCGUCUUUCGAUCCAGUUUAUAGGAUAGAUAACAAGAAACAUAAGACUGAUAGUUUCAAUUCUGCAGGGCGAAAGAAACGGGGUAAUGCGAAGGAGGUUCGAGAGAAAAGCAUACUCGAAGUUUACAACAAAAUGCAUGAGUUGGUCUCACUUCUUGCUGAAUUACUGAACAUUCAGAUGUUGACAGACACGACAGUUCUUCAUGCAUCGACACUGGGUGUUGCGCCAUUCUUCGUGGAAUCAGUCAGUGAUUUACAGCUGAGUGCCCUCAAACUUGUCACUGUAAUCUUCACCAAGUACGAGAAGCACAGACGAUUACUGCUGGAUGAUAUUCUAGCUUCGAUCGCAAGAUUGCCAAGCAGCAAGAGGAGUUUACGAACGUACAGGCUAAGCUCUGAAGAGCACAUACAGAUGCUAACAGCCCUCAUGCUUCAAUUAAUUCAAUGUGUCGUGACAAUACCUGACAGUGUGCUGAAGGCCGAGCGAUCGAGUAGAGUUGACGACGACAGAAGAGACGACAAGAAGCAAGUGCAAGUUGACUUCGACGUGCUGAUAAUAACACGUUACGACACUGCAACGAGAAUCGCCGGCAACUUUCUCUCAGUUUUUCUCCAGAAGUGCAGCAGUAAAGGCACUGACGUCGACUACCGGCCACUCUUCGAGAAUUUCGUGCAAGAUCUGUUGGCAACGGUGAACAAGCCCGAGUGGCCAGCAGCUGAGCUCCUCCUGAGUCUCCUGGGGAACCUCCUCGUCGGACAUUUUUCGAAUAAAGGAUCAGACAUGUCCCUGAGAGUGGCGUCUAUCGAGUAUCUUGGAGUUGUUGCAGCGAGAUUACGAAAGGAUGCUGUCAAUUCCCAAUGCAAAUUGUCGACAAUUGAUCAGAUAAUUCACGACAUCAAGGCUGAACAGCAGAAAGAUUCAGAUUACGAGCAAGUGGCGAAUAUCGCAGGUCUCUCUGAGGAUGAGGAGCGCACGAUGUUUCUUCAGAGAGUUCUCCUGGAUUACCUCGCGGUCAAUGGGAUUAAGGAUUCACCACUGGCCUACGCAAGGCACUUCUACCUCGCCCAGUGGUAUCGUGACUACACUCAAGAGAAAUCUCGAGUUGGUCAGUCGAAGAACACUCCAGUGAAGAAAUCUCCUAGCAAGAAAAAAUCCAAAAGGAGAAAUAAGCACAUUGAAAGCGACGAAGAUGAGCCCUCAGAGCCUGAGGAGCCCGAUCCCGACGAAAACGACAAUAAUGAGCAGAAGUACUCGGAAGUUUAUCGGACAAUAGAGGGAAAGAAGAAGUUUAUCGUCAGCUCGAUCCGUCCCUGCAGCUCUAGCACCACAAAGCCAGAUAUUCUGCAGACGUACAUUGACUACAAUUCCGCUGAAUUGAUAUCUCAGUAUUUGGCGUCGAAGAGACCCUUCUCCCAGAGUUUCGAUAAAUACCUGAUGCAGAUACUUCAAGUAUUGACUGAAUCAUCGAUUGCAAUCAGAACGAAGGCGAUGAAGUGUCUGACUAUGAUUGUCGAGGCUGAUCCAUCGGUUCUGGCGAGAUCCGACAUGCAGAGGGGCGUCAACUACUCGUUCUUAGAUCACUCGACAUCUGUUCGUGAAGCUGCUGUCGAUCUUGUCGGUAAAUUCGUGCUCAGCAGACCUGAACUAAUCGACAAGUACUACGACAUGCUGUUAGCGAGGAUCUUGGACACUGGUGUCAGUGUCCGUAAAAGGGUAAUUAAAAUACUAAAGGACAUCUGCAUCGAGUGCCCAGACUUCUCCAAGAUCCCCGAGAUCUGCGGCAAGAUGAUCAGACGAGUUAACGACGAGGAGGGAAUACGUAAACUCGUUAUGGAGGUGUUCCAGAACAUGUGGUUCACACCAGUGAGAGAGAAACCAGUGCUUGACACACCUGCUCUGCUGCGUAAAGUCAUGAACAUCACUGAUGUUGUUGCCACGAAUAAGGACAUUGGCUUAGAGUGGUUUGAGCAACUGCUGGUUAGUUUGUUUAAACCCAAGGAGGACAAGGAAGACAGUACGAAAUUGCUCACAGAACCCCCCAGGGUGUUAUUAACAGCUUGCAGACAGAUCGUCGACUGCUUAAUUCAGAAUAUCCUCAGCCUUGAGGAGAACAAUCGAGAGCAGAACAGGGAGGAGAAGAAGGGCUCGUCACAGCGACUCGUUGCCUGCAUGACAACACUCUACCUCUUCGCCAAAAUUCGUCCACAACUUCUCGUCGCUCAUUCGUCAACCCUUCAACCUUACUUGAGCUUGAAAUGCAAUACGCAGGGAGAUUAUCAGAUAAUCAGCAGUGUUGCCCAUACACUUGAACUCGUUGUGCCACUUAUGGAGCAUCCAAGUGAGACAUUCUUGGCGCAGCUGGAGGAGGACUCUGUGAAAUUAAUUCUUCAACACGAUAAAUCAGUCGUUGCAAGCUGCCUAUCGUGCCUGGGCUCGAUCGUAAAUAACGUCACGAGAAACUUCAAGCUCAUUCGCGAUUGCUUUCUGCAGUACUACGGACACUUGGAGCAGUACAAAAAUUACUAUCAGAAAGAUCCCUCGCAUCCUUGGCUCAUAAAGAGUCGACCGUACUUCCGACGUGCCUUGUUCACCGUUGGACUACUCCUACGACACUUUGACUUCACUGACCCGGAGGUCAUCGACGGUCUCCCCGAGAAUAUCAAGGACCAAGUUUUCGAAACGCUGAAUUACUUUGUUCAUUUGGAUAACAAUGACAUCAGACAUUUCACGCUGUCGGCGAUUGGCUCCUUGUGCAUCAGGCACUACGAGUUCAUGAUGACCCCAGAGCUGAAAGAACUCUAUCACUACCUUUUGACCUCCGAUCACGCACUCGUGGCGAUGAAGACUCAGGUGCUCAAUAACAUCGAGAUUUAUCUUCAGGAGGAGGAGAAGAGGAUGAUAAAGCAGGACCAGGAGUGGGCGAAAUUAUCUAAGCAAGAGAAUCUCAAGGAGAUGGGAGAUGUCUCCUCUGGAAUGGCAAGCACCGUGAUACAGCUGUAUCUCAAAGAGAUUCUCGAGUCGUUUCUCCACUCCAACGUGAAUGUUCGUCAUGCUGCACUGAAGGUGAUUCAACUAAUUCUCGCCCAGGGUCUCGUUCAUCCCGUUCAGAUCGUCCCCUACCUCAUCUGCAUGAGCACAGACUGUGAAAAGAGUGUGAGCCACAGUGCAGACAAGCAACUUCAAGAAAUUGAGAAGAAAUAUCCUGGCUUUAUCCACAUGAAGUCACAAUCAGGAAUAAAACUCAGCUAUCGAUUGCAGAAGAUCCUUCAGAACGAUGUUGUAGUGAGAGGAAUGAGGCAGAAAGAGGGAGAGCUCCCUGGGGCGCUCAAUGGCUUUCUCUACACCAUCCUGAGGAGUACGAAGCAACAGAGGAGAGCCAUUGUCUUAUCCUUCCUAAAACAAUUCGACGAAUCUGCCAAAUCGAGCUUAUCCCAGAUGCUUUAUCUCGCCGAUAAUCUGGCCUACUUCACAUAUCAGGUGCAGGACGAACCUCUCUUCAUUAUUCAUCACAUCGAUGUUAUUAUUUCAAUGUCAGGGAUGAACUUGCUGCAAUCCUUCAAGGAGGCGUUACUACCUAAAGAGCCAAGUUCUGAUAAUCAAAUGCCUCAGGUACAGCCGAUGAUCUAUGGGCCUGAUGGCCAGCCCAUACCAGCUCAGAUACUUCCAGCAAUCGAGGAUGAAGAGGAGGACGAGGAGGAUGACGAGGCCAUCCUGGCACGAUUGCCUGAGGAUACGAUGCUACUGAGGGAGUAUAUCACAGCUAGUCAGGGAUUUCUGCUGCUCCUCACUCUCAGGCAACAUCUCAAGGAGGUUUACGGAUUUUCGGACGCCAAAAUAAGCCAGUACUCACCGUCAGAAUCUGCCAAAGUCUAUGAGAAGGCUGUUACGAGGAAGAGCAACAUGCAGUUCAAACCAAAAGCGACCUUAGCUAAGUUGAAGGAGGGCGUCAGUAAUGAGGAGCUUGACGACAGUGGAAGGAAGAAAUUGGUCGCUGAGUAUUUGGACUUCAGACAGCUCAUUCUCAAGUUCGAUCCUGAGGAGCCCGAGGAGGACGAGGGAGACGAUGGGGUGAUGAAGAACGUCGACCCGAUGACUGCUAGGGUCAAUCAUUUGGAAAUCAAUGCUGUGAGGUCUGGCAUGGGGGGAGGGGGUGAUCCCUUGCAACAUUCGAAUUCAGAAUUACCUAAUAAUUCUGUGAAUUUUAUUCCUGCACCAACGACACCACGUGUACCAAAAUUAACGAUACACGCGCAUCCUGAGACUAAUAAGGAGCAUCGGAAGAGUAGAACGCACAAAACUGACAAAGUGAAAAAACAUAAGAAGAAAAAACGGAGAAGGAACUCUGAUAGUAGUGAUAGCGGUGAUGACUGUGAGGAUCCGGACUAUACGAUGUAAGUGGUGAGAGUGAGUGUAUUUCAAUUUGUUUUUGUGAAACAGGGAGGAAGAGGACGUUGAGAAUGGUAAACAAAUAUUUGAAUGAGAUAGAAUAAAAGCGACUUUUUCACCCCCCAUCGAUUUCUAGUGCUUUCGAAUUAAACACUUGGACAACUACUUGUGUACAGAUUAGUGAUAAUUGUGGGGAUUGGAGGGGGAGUUACUGAAAAGACACGGACUAUGUUAUAUAAAUCUGCAAUAGGAGUGAGAUACUUUGUAAUAUUCGAGUGAAUCUGAGGAAAAGUAUGUUAUGAGUGGAUUCAUUUUAACUGGUAAUGGAACUUGGUUUAGCCAUGACGUUUUUCUUUACUACUUUAAAUUAUUUAUGGAACAUUGAUCAGCUUUCAGCAGAAGUUACCGAGGGGUCCAGUUUAAAUUGCCUUUGGUUUUUGUUGGUGGUUUUUUUCGUAGUUUUUGGACUGAUUUCAAUUGUCCAUUACACAAAAUCGUCAGGGUUCAAUUCGCUUUUUCAAAUUCAAAACAGUACGACGUUGAUUGUCAAUGGCUGACCCUCACGUUUUUUGGAAAUUGAUCUAAGAAAACUCUCUCGAUUUUUUCUUUGUUUUUUACGUUUUUUUUUCAUCGGCUGCUAUUCAGCUCGAAAAAUUUGACGUGUCAUAAAUCAAAAUCGGAUGAAUAGAACUAGAGUUAUUGAAAAAAAUCGAAAAACAACGAAAAAACCAUAUUUUCGAAAUGGGCUGUUUAAAAAAUCUGAAAAAAUUGAGAGAUAGCUUUUCUAAUCUCCCAAUCGUAAAAAAUAUCCAGAUCAUUUCCAAGCGGCUGAGGGUUAACCGUUGACUCAUUUGACGUGGAAUACCUAGUUUCGAAUUUAUUGAAUAUUAAAAAUGCGUCAUUUUUACCUUAUUUCCUAGCAUCUUCGAACAAUUUCGGUGAAAUCAUUGGACUUUCUAUUCUGUACAUUACAUCCGGUGUUAUAGAAACUGAAAAAAACGGAGGACUGCACUCGAAAUAUUAAUCACAAUGAACAAAAAAAAAUUCAAAGUUUAUGAAGAAAUAUUAAAUUAUAAAAAGUAAUUUAGUAAACAUCUGUGUUGAUUCUGUGGAGGACCAGUGAGUAAAUUAUUAACUCGAUUCGAGAAACAAAAGUGAGUUCGUAAUCAUCAAUUCAAAAUUCAGCGAAUUUAUAUUCUAUUACGAUAUUUUUUUUUAUUAUAUUUGAAUUGAAAAACGCAGUAAGUUUGAGUAAUAAGAGAUGCGGAAUUUUGAAAUUUCAAUCAAACGAGGUAAAGGGACAAUGAGAAGACCAUUGAAAUUACUCCAAACAAUGCAAAGUGAAAAUAGUACAUAGUGAAAACAACGUCGGGAUUUAUAUACAAUAAUGUUGUUUGUAAUAUGUGUACAUAAUAGAGGAGGUAAAGAAAGGAAAUUAAUGCGAAUGGGAAUAUUAUUUUCUUACAAACUAUAUAGCGAUGACACAAGUACGAAAUGAAAUACUUAAUUUAUUUUCAUUUGUGAGAUUGAGAAUUUAUGAAGAUGUUCCCGUUGUCUCAGUAUAGUUUGAUAUUGCUGAAUAGUUAUUCAAGGGGAGCUACAGUUUUUUAAUUGAAAAUGUCUUUUAUACAAGAAUAUAAAUAAUAAUUGGUCUGGAAUACAGUAAACAUAUAAUUUUAAUGAGGUUCGGCAUGAGAACACUUUGUUUGUGACUAUUUUGAUGUCUUGAAAUUUAGUAUUUUUCGAAUAUCUAUUCGUACGAAUAUUUACAGUCAGCGUCAAUGAAACAUUUGAUACAAUACAAUUUCAUUUUACUGAAUUUUUGGGCUUUUCUCUUUACUGAUUUCGUCGUCUCACAAUGAUCUCGAAUUUAUUAUUGAUAAUUCAGAAUGAAACUGGAAGAUUGAUUAGGUAAAAUGAAUUAGUUGCAAAGUGGUGAAGUGCAUCAAGUCAAUUGAACUUCGAGUUCAGUUUUUAAUGAAUAUCUUCUGGUCUGAGGGAAAUGGUGAAGUUACCGAAGCAACUUUUUUAGAGAACAGUGUGACAACUUCACGAGAAUUUCACCAUUUCCCUCCAAUUUUGGAAUAUUCACCUCAAUCUCACCUCAUUACAAAAUUCAUUCGUUUUUGUUGCUGGUGUAAUUCUUUCAUUAUCCUUAUUCGUUGGCUUUUUGUGCAUAGAAAAUGUCCAUGCUAUAGUUGAAUAAGUCUAUAAAUAUGUAAUUAUCGGUUACUGGUGAAAAAAUUGUUCAAUGAAAAUUUUUAAAACAUUGCUACUAUGGAAAAACAAAACUUGACGAAAUGCAGUAAAAAAUACGUCAUGAUGAAUAUUAACUUCCACAUUACUACGAUUAUCUUCCUUCAUUUUAUGUACGCACACACUACAAUUUCUAUAUUUUAUCCGUAAUUUGUUUGCCCUUCAGUUAUAUUUUCACAAUUUAUUAUUAAUCUAACCAGAGUUAUAUUUCCAAUAAAAUUUGAAAGUUUUUUCGGGAAAAUUAUUAAAGAGAGAGAAUGUUUGCAUUCAAUGAGAGCAUGAUAAUGGGGUAGAAACUGGUG